Molecule: messenger RNA, 966 nt
Organism: Salvelinus fontinalis (brook trout)
Lineage: Eukaryota; Metazoa; Chordata; Actinopteri; Salmoniformes; Salmonidae
Product: ubiquitin-conjugating enzyme E2 A-like
Exons: 6
Coding region: 169-627 (152 amino acids)
Biological process (GO): DNA repair; protein polyubiquitination; proteasome-mediated ubiquitin-dependent protein catabolic process
Cellular component (GO): HULC complex
Molecular function (GO): ubiquitin conjugating enzyme activity
Source: RefSeq, a predicted model, not a curated record
UUACCAGCGGCUAGGGUAGGACUCGAAGGAUAUCGUUUCACCGAGGCGACAGCGGAAAAAAAGAGAGCUGAAUGUUGUUGUAAACACAACAUUAACAAACUAUAUUAUAAACACUUUUGUUGUAAAUAAAGCAGUACAUUUGUGUUACCGUUAUAUAUUUAGCUUACGAUGUCUACUCCGGCAAGAAGACGAUUGAUGAGAGAUUUUAAACGGUUACAAGAAGACCCUCCGGCUGGCGUCAGUGGUGCCCCUUCCGAAAACAACAUAAUGGUGUGGAAUGCAGUCAUAUUCGGCCCAGAAGGGACACCUUUUGAGGACGGCACGUUUAAGCUUACUGUUGAGUUCACAGAAGAAUACCCUAACAAACCCCCCACAGUACGAUUUGUGUCAAAGAUGUUUCAUCCAAAUGUGUAUGCAGAUGGCAGUAUAUGUCUAGACAUUCUGCAGAAUCGAUGGAGUCCAACCUAUGAUGUUUCAUCCAUUCUUACCUCUAUUCAGUCUCUGCUAGAUGAACCAAACCCCAACAGUCCAGCCAACAGUCAGGCGGCCCAGCUUUACCAAGAAAACAAGAGGGAGUACGAGAAGCGUGUGUCGGCCAUUGUAGAACAGAGCUGGAGGGACAGUUGACCACAUCCUCUCCCUUCUGGCCUCCUCUAUCCCCAGCGCUGAGCUGUGUGAUACGAGUUUGAGGAGUAAUCUUAAUUUAGAUUUUUUUUGUUUCUUCCUCCAUUUUACUUUUACAUAUUUAUGCACUUUACCUGUCCCUUGUUGAAAAUGUUUUUUUCCUGACACGCUUGGAGUGGAGUUUUCGUUAUUUUUUUCUAUUUCUCCCUCCUGUUUUGGCUUAUCAUGUGACUUAUGUGCUGAAUCUUGUUUUUGUCGCCACCGUCUUCAAUUGAGGACAAUUUUUGGACGUCAAUUACCUGCCUCCUCCCUUCCCACACUGAAAUAAAUGAGUUGGACUGA